CUCUCUCUCUCUCUCUCAAGUUUUGAACAGAGCUUCAAACUUUAUCUUUUGUUCAUAUUUGUGUGGCCAUAGUUUGGAUCUUCUUUGUAAUAUUAUCGAUCAAACAUAUGGCUCUUAAGCCAUGAGGAGGAGAGAAGCUAUAGCUUAGUUUAGCUAGAGUAUCUACUUCUAUCUCAGCUUCACUUCUCCCUCUGUUGUUUCUUUUCAUAGCAAAACUCUCAAAAAUCUAAAAUUGUCUCUUGGGUUGGAGCCAAAGAAUUCAGAGAAGAAACAAUCAAGGUGUGUUUAUACUUUAUAGUGGCUGAAUAUGCAUACAUGCAACUCUAUCAAGAUCCAUAUGAGUCAUGGUGGCUAGCUGAAGCUUAGCAGUUCAAAACGAAAAAGAUGAAAGCUUUGCAAUUUCAACAGCAACAACAGGUGGAUGAGAACAUGUCUAAUCUAACAUCAGCUUCUGGUGACCAAGCUAGUGUCUCUUCUGGAAACAGAUCAACUGAAAUCGGCACGAGUAAUUUUAAUUCUCAGCAAUAUUUUCCUCCACCGCUGCCUCAAGCUAAUAGUCAAGGGGUGAAAAGGAAGAGAAACCAGCCAGGAAACCCAGACCCAGAUGCAGAAGUAAUAGCUCUGUCUCCCAAGACUCUCAUGGCAACGAACAGAUUCAUAUGUGAGAUCUGCAACAAAGGGUUUCAAAGAGAUCAGAAUCUUCAACUCCACAGAAGAGGCCACAAUUUGCCAUGGAAGCUAAAGCAGAGAUCAAGCAAAGAAAUAAGGAAGAAAGUGUAUGUGUGCCCGGAAGCCAGCUGUGUGCACCAUGACCCUUCAAGAGCUCUUGGAGACUUGACUGGGAUCAAGAAGCACUUUUUCAGAAAGCACGGUGAGAAGAAGUGGAAAUGUGAGAAAUGCUCAAAGAAGUAUGCGGUUCAAUCAGAUUGGAAAGCUCAUUCAAAAACCUGUGGCACCAGAGAGUACAGAUGUGACUGUGGAACUCUCUUCUCGAGGAGGGACAGUUUCAUCACCCACAGAGCUUUCUGUGAUGCUUUAGCAGAAGAGAGUGCAAGAGCCAUAAACCCAACACCACUUCAAACCCUCUCCUCUCCUCCUCAAUCUCAUCAGAUAAACCUCAUGGGGGGUGGUGGACCUCAUCAUAACCUCAACUUCAACUCCCAUGGCCAUGACCUCCAUGCAUACAACGCAUUCAUGAAGAAGGAGCACAAUAAUGAUCAGCAAAUUGGCAGCUUCAGUUCCACCAACAGUCUUCUACCACCUUGGCUCGCUUCUGGUCCACCACCUAGUGUCAACUCUAUCUUCUCCGGAAAUCAGGAUCAUCAUCACCAUCAUGAUUUCCAGCAGAACCUGGAGUUGGGUCCAAACCCUAACCCUAGCUUGGGGUCCACUCUCCCUCAAUUCCAGGUGCCUGCCGCUGCAGCGUUAUCAUCCCCACCUCACAUGUCAGCCACAGCAUUGCUUCAGAAGGCAGCUCAGAUGGGAGCGACCAUGAGCGGCAGCAGCACCACCUCAGGCUCGGUCUCGGUGCCAGCAGGCAUCAUGCCCCGGACCCACCACGGUGGUCACGUGUCUGACUUCGGAGGUCACGUGUCAGCUGCCACCAACGGAGGAGUUGGGGGAGGAGGAGGAGGAGGUGCUCAUCUUCAACAGCAGCAGCAAGCCACCUCUCUUUUGCAUGACAUGAUGAACUCUCUGUCUUCGGGUACUGGGUUUGAAGGGACCUCGUUCGAGGACGCGUUCGGUGGUAUUUUCGCGAAGAGCAGAGAUGGGAGUAGGACUGGCGGAGCCGACGAAAAUGGUGGGGGUGGCGGCGGUGAAGGUUUGACAAGAGAUUUCUUGGGGCUGAAAGCAAUCUCGCAUAGUGAUAUGAUGCUUAAUAUAGCUGGUUUGGGAAACUGCGUGAGCAACAACAAUAGUAGUUCGACCCGUGACUCGCAGCAGAAUAAUCAAGUACCACAAAAACCUAAUUGGCAGGGUUAGCCUGGCCUGGCGGCCCUGUCCUAUCUCUAUAGCUAGCUCCAUCACCACAUAGAGAGAAAGACAGAAGAAAGUUGAAUAUAUCGUUUUCUUGAUUUUAGAUUCUCGAACAUAUGAUUUUGAGAGUAGCUGUAUAUAUUUUGAUCUAUUAUGUCAGUA
Molecule: messenger RNA, 2139 nt
Organism: Argentina anserina (silverweed cinquefoil)
Lineage: Eukaryota; Viridiplantae; Streptophyta; Magnoliopsida; Rosales; Rosaceae
Product: protein indeterminate-domain 7
Exons: 4
Coding region: 385-1983 (532 amino acids)
Cellular component (GO): nucleus
Molecular function (GO): DNA-binding transcription factor activity
Source: RefSeq, a predicted model, not a curated record